Messenger RNA from Paramuricea clavata, 340 nucleotides. The record is from the annotation of a GenBank genome assembly. Lineage: Eukaryota; Metazoa; Cnidaria; Anthozoa; Malacalcyonacea; Plexauridae.
AUGUCCUGCAAAGACAUCCUAGUCUUAGUAAAAAACAUGAGAGCAGAACUCCUUGCAGUUAGGGAAGAAUGCGCUAAAUCAGUGAAAAGAUUUGAAAAUAAAGUUAAUGAACUCAAUUCUGUGUUGGAAGCUAGAAAUUCAAAAAUCCAAACGUUGGAAACUGAGAUAUCAAGCCUCAAAGGACAAUCGAAAGCCAUUGACGAGCGGUUUAAAGAGGAAAUAAAGGAAAAUGCUGAAGAGGUACCUUCUCUAAAGGGCAAAGUAGAGACUAUGGGAAACAAAGUCAGUAACACAAGUAGGGAUCUCGACCGUAUCAAGAAAAAGCAACACCAAGGACAUG